CUGUCAAGGCAGGCAAUAUGAACGUUUAAAUAACUAUGCCAAACUGUGACAAGUUCGGGAAAGUGUCUUAGCCGGACAGUUUGUGUAGAAAUGGACUGACGAGUUAUUUUUCAACGAACUGUCGUGCAUUCAAAUUCAAGUAACUUCCCGUGCCAUUGCUACGCUAGCUAGCUAGCUAACUAACUUGCAUCGAGCGAUGCCUCUCGUCGGUGCAAACCAACCACAAGUGAUUCGUUCAAGUCAGAAGGAUGAAUAUUACCAACAGUGUCUCAGGAACAACGCGAAUGAAGCUUUCCAGACUCUUGCAGGGUCCAAGAGAUGGCUGCACUGGAGGAAAGAGAUCCAACUGCUGUCAGACCUUGCAUACUAUGGUUUAACCACAUUCUCAGGGUACCAGACGUUGGGCGAGGAGUAUGUCAGUAUCAUCCAGGUGGACCCCACCCUGCGCAGGGUACCGUCGCGCGUCAGACGAGGAGCCCUGGUGCUCCUCCACAGCCUGUUUCCUUACCUGCUGGACAAGCUGCUGGUGUGCCUGGAGAAUGAACUGGAGGCGGGAGAGGAGAGCCAGGGAGGGGGAAUCCAGAGAGCAACAGUGGCCAGUCCUUGGAGCCCCGGAGCCUGGAUGAGAGGCUGGGUCCGGAGGGUGCUGGGGCUGCUGACGGAGCCCCAGAGGAGGGCGUGUGUGCCGGCCGUGUUGGCCCUCCAGCAGGGACUCUCCAUCCUCCACCGGGUGCAUGUGGCCCUGUUUUACAUCAGCGGGGCCUUCUACCACCUGGGGAAGAGGACGGCCGGAGUAAGCUAUCUACGGGUACGUGGUGUGACGGGGGACGAAGGGGACAUCCAGAGCAGCUACAGGCUCCUGGGCGUGAUCUCCCUGAUGCAGCUGGCCCUCACGCUAGCCUUGCAAUUCAACAACCUCAGGCAGAGACAGAGAGCCCGGCAGGAGUGGAGACAACACAGGAACCUGCCCUCCAGGUCCCAAUCUGUAGACGAGACUGACUCUCCCCGUGCCUCUCGCUGUAUCCUGUGUCUAGAGGAGAGGAGACACUCGACCUCCACCCCAUGUGGUCAUCUGUUCUGCUGGGAGUGCAUCACAGAGUGGUGCAACACCAAGACGGAGUGCCCUUUGUGUCGUGAGAAGUUCCAGCCUCCUCGACUAGUCUACCUGAGGAACUACUAGCCGAAGAGCCAGAAUCUCUGACGUGGUUGUUUUUAUUAUAUGGCUCACUUCCUAAAUGACUGGAUCGCCACAUUGGACUGUUGAAUCGUUAAAACACAGCUGUUGCUCUUUAUCAGAGUUUUGCUAUCCCUUGUUGAGGUCCCAUCUGAAUAGCAUCUCACUUAGAGAAUGGCUUGAGAUCUUAUUUUGGGGCGUUGAUUCAGAUAUUGCCGUGUCGAUAUGUCCAGUAUGAAAGAAUGUGUGCAUGAAGCAUUUCAUUGUUUUUGUAGAUGAAAAAACCUUUCAGAAUACAGAAUAUUAUUGUAAAGAUCUGUACAACACUGUCCUCAGGGCUACACACUGGGAUAAUUUCUAGGUAUUGGGUAUAUAUUUUGUUUUUUAAUUUCUUUGAUAAUGUAGUGUUUCUACAUUUUAUGAGAAUGCAUAAUACAGUGCACUAUAUUGAGCAAUCAUACAUGUUUCAAUGGUUUGCAUAUGAAUCAUGUUGGAUUGUAUCAGUCUGUAACUGAUCUAAAUGUGUCAUUUUAAAACAAGGAUUAAUCAACUAUGUUAACAGUAAUUAUUUAUGUCUCUUGAUAAGGUGACUAGUAUAUUGUUUACAUGGAUCAGUAAUUACAUUUACAUUUAUCCAGAGCGACUUACAGUAGUGAAUACAUUUGAUGCAUUUUUUUUUGUGUGUGUAGUUGGCACAAAAGCAGGAUCAAUGAGUUAGCCUACCAACUUUGAUAAACAACCAGAAAUAAAUAUUGAUUUUUCUGGUUCAUUAGAAAGUUAAACUUACACUGUAAACCCCACUGUGCUGUCAUUAAAUCAAAUUGUAUUUUUCACAUGCUUAGUUGAUAACAGGUGGAGACUAACAGGGAAAUGCUUACUUGUGGGUCUAAUUACACACAAUACCCCAUAUUGACAAAGCGAAAAGUUUUUUUUAUAAAUUUUUGCAGUUGUAUUAAACAAAUUCCUUAUUUA
Molecule: messenger RNA, 2146 nt
Organism: Salmo salar (Atlantic salmon)
Lineage: Eukaryota; Metazoa; Chordata; Actinopteri; Salmoniformes; Salmonidae
Gene: pex10
Product: peroxisomal biogenesis factor 10
Biological process (GO): protein import into peroxisome matrix
Cellular component (GO): peroxisomal membrane
Molecular function (GO): zinc ion binding
Source: RefSeq, marked provisional